AUGGACAACGACGAUGACGACGCCACACGGAUGAAUCAAAUGUUAGAGGAUGUUGCAGCUCUCGCAAUACAGUGGCAGCAUGCAAUGAAUUAUGCAUAUGUUGAAGCCUAUAGAAUUGCCAUUGACUACUACAAGGCGUACGUCCUUAAAGUCCCAUGCCGCACUUCUAUAUUGUCCGAGAGGGCAUGGAUUGCGGAAUUAUACAAUGGUCACAAUGGCCGCUUCCGGUACAAAUUGUGCAUGCCCAAACAUGUGUUCAUGCGGUUAUGUACGACAUUGGUAAGCGACUUCCAAUUGCGUGUACCCGAGCAUCCGCACGGCUUGCACGUCGAGGAGAGUGUAGCAAUAUUCAUUCACGUGCUUAAAAACUUGCCAAACCGGGAGUUACAAGAACGAUUCCAACAUUCCGGUGAAACUAUUUCACGCCAUUUUCAUAACGUCUUGAAAGCAAUGAAAAAAUUCACUGUUGCUCACUGCAGGCCCCGUGCUAAUUUCCAGACACACAGGGCUCCCCAGUUGCAGUCUCAACCACAAUAUAUGCCAUUCAAGGAUUGCUUAGGUGCAUUGGAUGGGACACACGUGCCAGCAUGCAUAAAGGAGUCAGAAGCAGCCCCAUAUUUCAGCAGAAGGGGGUGUCACACCCAGAAUAUUUUGGCGGUGUGUGAUUUCAACAUGUGCUUUGUGUUUGUCUCAUGCGGGUGGGAGGGCAGCAUGCACGACAGCCGAAUUUUAAGCAAUGUAACCGAGGAUCCACAAUACAAUUUUCCAACUACAAUUGACGGUCGGUAUUACCUUGUGGAUAGUGGAUACAACAAUAAGAAGGGCUUUCUGGCACCAUACAAAGGCAACAAAUACUACCAACCGGAAUUUCAAAGGCACAAUCCACGGAACCGUGAUGAGUUGUUCAACCGCGCUCACUCAUCUUUGCGGAGUGUGCCAUUGGUUGCAGCGUCCAUGACUUUACAUAAUUUCAUACGCAGAAAUAGUGAUGACGACGAGAUUGUUGAUGCUGUUAGCAGUGCGGCCGAGUACAGAUACGCGGACACGCCUGACCGAGACGAUUUGGCUGCCCUUGAUGAUGCGAUGAUGCCUGGAGACGAUGACGUUGAGAUGGCGCAGUUGCGGGCGCGUAUCAAGGCAGAGUUAGUUGCGAUUUAG
Camellia sinensis is the source of this 1158-nucleotide messenger RNA. The record is from RefSeq and is a predicted model, not a curated record. Lineage: Eukaryota; Viridiplantae; Streptophyta; Magnoliopsida; Ericales; Theaceae.